UAGAGGCUUUGCUUGAAGUGAGGACCUCUGUCCUCUGCCUCAAGCAGGGGCUUCGAGGUGCGUGAGUGAUGGCCUGGGAUCUGAGGCUGACAGCAGGCUUGCCUCCUGCCCUCCUUCCUGGCAAGCUGCAGGUCUUUGGAGGGCCGAGGACGUGCCCCAGAUGCGUGGAGGCUGAGUCACCCGGGCUGUCAGUGCCCCUUCGAGCCCCGGCAGGGGCCACCACCCACCAGAGCAGGAAGGGUGGGUGACUUCUGUGCUGGACGAGCUGGCCUCCUGGGAUCCUGGGAACCCCAUCUUUGAGCUCCACCCCACGGCCCCACCCCUCCCCAGGAGGGAAAAGGCAGCUAGCUGCCAGUUACUUACCUCAGAGGCACUGGGACCUGGCCCACAGGACGAGAAGGUCAAUGGCUGCCAUCACGACUUCAGGCCAGGCCACGGACCCGCAGGAGGCGGUCGUCAAGAACCCCUAUGCCCGAGUCAGCAUCCCCCGGGCUCACCUGCGGCCCGACCUGGAGCAGCAGCUGGAGGUGGCGCCCUCUUCCCGGGGCUCGCAGCCUCUGCCUGCGGGGCCCUGCCCCUCGGAGCCCCCCCGGGUCCUGCAGCCCACCGAGGAGGCCCCAGAGGGCAAAGGCGCCAAGGGGACCAAGGGGGCCGCCCAGACCCAGGGCCGGCAGGCCUGGCUGCAGCCUGGCCACGCCCCCGGGAGUGGGCAGGGCCCGGCAGCGCCGACCCACGCCGGCCGGCCGCCCGUCGGGCGCGGGGACGACAUCGCCCACCACUGCUGCUGCUGCCCUUGCUGUUCCUGCUGCCACUGCCCUCGCUUCUGCCGCUGCCACAGCUGCUGCUCCAUCUCCUAGCCCAGCCCCCGCCAGGCCACGCGCUGCGGCCACAGGGCCCACCGCGGCCCGGGCACCACAGCGCUGCCCUCCUCCUCGGGGCAGCCACCGGCCCGUUGGCACCCUGCUCGGGAGCACCUACCUGCCGAGAAGGCCGACCGCCCGGCUCCAGCCCCUGGCAAGCGGCCGGCCCCGGCUGGGAUGGCCCGGGGGACAGCCGCCACCACCUCCCCCGAGGCCCACGGCCCAGGCAAUAAAGUGGAGCGAGCUCUGCUCCGGCUGCUGUCCUUCACUGCUGCGCCCUGGAAGGGGCUCCCGGG
Molecule: messenger RNA, 1156 nt
Organism: Mirounga angustirostris (Northern elephant seal)
Lineage: Eukaryota; Metazoa; Chordata; Mammalia; Carnivora; Phocidae
Gene: CYSRT1
Product: cysteine rich tail 1
Exons: 2
Coding region: 405-857 (150 amino acids)
Source: RefSeq, a predicted model, not a curated record